UCUAAACCAGUAUCUUCUUCUCUUCAGCUUGUUGUCUCUGUUCUCCACACACAUAUGAUGUUCAGCCGAUAAACACAUUAUCCCCUUAAGCUUUUCUCGCUUUGUUGGGAACUCAAGUACGCAAUAACUGUUGAGCUUUAAGUGGUAGUGGUGUGUGUUCAUGAGGAGACUGUAGGCAAUGAACACUCCAACAUGCUUCAACAGUCGCUUCGGGCACGUUCGUACGCUCGUACUCUCGAGCUAGAAGUGUUUGUCGUCGUAGGUUAAUUUUUCAUUUAAUCUCUCGUAUUCAAAUAUUUAAUAUUUCACGUAAUCGCUCGUUAAUUGAGAUUAAAACGAUUAAACAUUGAUUAUUGAAGACUAAGUUAUUGAGUAUGGUUUUUAGUUUUAUUUUGAAGUUAUGUUAGAAGUUGGCUAUUCAUGUUUUAUCACAAUUGUGAAUUCAUGAGAUUGAAAAGUCAAAAGAGAAGAAUAUAAAAGUGAAGUGAAAAGCAAUUAGCAUCGAGCUGCAAAAAAAAAACAAACGAAUUGAAUUUAUCAAUGUAACGGGUAUUGGAGUUUAAAUCAUUGGAAGCAUUGUUACGUCGUGUCGUGCUACUGAUUAUUUAUAAGGCUAUUCCAAAAAAAAAAAAAUUCUCAACACGAUAUUAUUGAAUAUGUAAUGUUUUUAAACUAAACGUCAUCGUCAGCAGAUUCUUACGUUGCAUUACUCUCGACGAGACAUAAUAAAGACACAAAAGUUUUAAUGAAAAUAUAUAUAUGAAUAUUUUUAAAUAAAAGCAACACAUCUGGAAUUUUUUAGUGACGACAGAGUUUAUUAUUUAAUAUAAUUGUUUACUUUUAUCUUCUUUGUGCAAAAAAAAUUUUUUAUUUGAAAUGCUGGCAUGAGGACAAAGGCUUUUUCAAAGUACAACGAUCCUUUUGAUGAGAGCACGAGAUUUCGGGAUACAUCCCAGCAGAUUCACAAACAAUGGCAAACAGAUCCUGCAAGAGCAUUUCCGACAAUUGGCAAUACUAACAUCAAUUCAUCUCUUGUCCUUGUCAGAGAUGGUACAGCUUUUGAAUCGACGCCAAAUCCAUCUUCCAGUCCCUCAGACGAGUUCCAAGUCACGUACAAUGGUAACUACGAUCAUACCAGGAACAUUGAACACUUUAAUUCCGCAUUAUACGAAAAAACGAAGGUGCAAAAAACGCCAUCGAUGUCAUCAAAGUCACCAAGCAUUCGAGUGGAUUCACCGUCGAUUAUGUUAACGGGAAAAGGAGGACGGGUUAGUGAGGUCAUGGAGCUCUCCUACGUCACCGAGAGGAUCAUUGCACUAUGGUAUAGAGAAGACACACAGGGAGUUCUUGAGCACGCAACAAAUUUACUUCGGGGCAAGCAUGCCAAUAAUUACAUGAUAUUUAACCUGUCGUCUAUAAAAAUAAGGAAACCCAACACUCGAGAGUGUGGCUGGCCUCAGGGAUUAUCGCCGAGUUUGGAAAAACUUUGUGCUCUUUGUAAAGAGCUAGACUCUUGGCUAAAUGCCGCCCCCAAUCAUGUUGUCGUUCUUCACUCGAUUGACUUCAAAGAGAGAAUUGGAGUUUGUGUAUCAACAUACCUGAACUACAGUUGUAUCUGCGGGGGACAAGAUCAAGCACUUGAUACAUUCGCUAUGCAAAAAUUUUUAGAUGAUAAAAUUGGAUCGAUACGAGUACCUUCACAUCGUCGCUACAUCGAGUAUUUUACUGGUCUUUUAUCUGGAUCUUUGAGGAUCAAUCCCUCACCUCUGUACCUGACCCACAUCACGGUUUUAGGCGUUCCACUAUUCGAGCCAAUCGGCUGCAGAGCUUUUCUUAAAAUCUACGAAGGAUUAACGCCAAUCUAUACGUCUGAUCUGUACUCCGUAACGAAUGCACGAGAAUUCACUGUCAACCUUGGAAGUCUUCGACUCAGAGGAGACAUCCUGAUAAAAUGCUAUCACAGAAUAUAUUCUAAACAAAGUCGAGAAGUCAUGUUCUCCCUGCAGUUCCAUACAUGUGUAAUUACGGAAAAUGUAAUUUCUUUUCCUCGAUCUGAACUUGACGUGGCUUGUGAUGACAGAAGAUGUCCGGCUGACAGCGUUGUAACGCUUUACUUUUCAUCAGAUGCUAAACGUCAAGAUGGUCCAGUGCCUGCACCUACGCCUGCUGUCCCUCAUGCAUCUGCUCAUCAUGAUCCAAUCUUACACUGGGACAGUUACCUCAAUUUAGAUACCAGUGAUGAUGAGGGAAGAGAAACAUCUCUAUCAUCUCCACCUCUUUCAUCAUCAUCAAUCCAACUAUCUCCUCGGAGCUUGGGAUACACCUGUGGUCCUAUCGAUGGCUCUCUUUAUGCAGUUGUUCAUCAAGGCACAAGUGGAGCUGCUCGCGGUUCUCCGUUGACAGUUUCCAUGGACAGUGGUAUCAGCAGUGCACCACCACAAAGACCAAGUCCACCAGAAAUCGAAUUGUCUGAAAGCCAAGUGCAUGGAGAUCUUGAUAAAUUGCUCUAUGAUAUGAUGAUGACUGUUGAGUCAAUGCCAGAUCCAACAAACCUUAACGAAUGUAAUCGAGCAAACAAUCGAGUCCAAAAGUUGUAUGUUCAUAACGGAGUAAGUUACGACAGUAGCAAUUCUACAUCAAAUUAUUCAACUCUACGAGAUUCUUCACACCGGAGUUAUAGCAAUAGUGCUCGAGAUUAUCUUCACGGUCCAUCAACUAAUAAUUACGAAACGAUGAAAAGUGAAUCGAAGAACAGUUUCACUGAGUCUAAGAAAACAUUAACGCCUAAAGCAACUAUUAGCUUUAUGGAUGAAGAUAUUCCUUAUCAUGCAAGACAAACCAGUCAACCGUUUAGUUACGGUGCUACGACAGAUAUGAUUAAACAUCAGAAACUUUCAUCACCUUCCUUAGUAAGAAAGGCAACGAUGAAAGGCUCAGCACCCAUUGCACACUUUGAUGAUAUUCUUGGAGAAUAUUCGAGAUCUGUCAGCCCAUUAAGUCCAAAUACACCAGACCCUCCUCCAGAAUUUGCCAAUGGCUUUCAGAAGUCCAAUUCUGACUCCACUGAUGGAGUGUCUUGGUUAAGACAACAGCAGCUAAAACUUGCAGCUCGACGUGAUGAAAAAAGUCCAGGGAAACUAUGGAGACAAGAGACGAGCAACCGUGUUAUUGGUGAAUUAAGAAGUUUACAGCGAAGCCGUUUAAGGCAGGAUGGAUAUGCCAGCGAUUCAGCUGUUCUAGAUAAUGACGAUGAAAUGUCAAUGCACAGUCCAAUUCACUCACAGCAGACUAUGCGACUGGCACCACAUACAUCAGCCCCUGCAAGUCCUUUGUUACGUCAAAGAUCCAAAACCCGGAAAUCAAAUGACAUAAUAAUGAAUGGAACUCAUGGGCGACCACGAGCAGAAAGUGUUAAUGAACGACCAUUCACUUCUAUCAAACGCUCCUAUGAAACUCAGACAUUUACUGAUGGCCAGCACAAUGAAUCUUCAUCAUCAUGGCUCGAUAGAAGUAUUAGUCCAGGAAGCGCAGCAAUCGGAACGGCCUCUAGACCACAAACACCCGCAUUUCCAGUUUACCCACGCACACCUUACGUCAAUAAUUCAUCUUCAACAGUGACAUUCGCUUCAGAUCGGAACUAUAUGGCUUCGAGUAAUAUCAAUAAUGCAUAUAACUAUUCGGUUCAAAACAAUAAUAUUCACGAACUGGAUCAUGGUUCUCAUAAUAACAACAACAUCGAUAGAGAGUAUACAAACGGACAUGUUUUUGUAGAAGAACGUCGACAUGUAUCUUCAGAGAUGGGAUUGCCGCCUAAGAGCCCACCAGCUCAACGCAAGGAGUAUCUCAUUCAACCAACAAGCGAAACGAUUUUAACGAGCUCUGUUAAUCAUAAUGUUAACACUCCAACCCACGUUGAAUUUCUUCAGAGCCCAAAGAGUACAACAUCCUUCUUUUCAAUGAGCAGCAGUGGUCAUUCAUCACCUCAGGUUCCAUUUUAUGGAACGAGACGAUCGAGCAUUCACUCCAAUACUGAGCCUCAAGAAGUAUCUGAUAUUAAUGUGAAAUUUGUUCGAGAUACUAGUAAAAUUUGGUAUAAACCUAAUAUUUCACGAGAACAAGCUAUAGCUAUGCUGAAAGACGCAGCACCAGGAACAUUUGUUGUUCGUGACAGCAAUUCAUUCCCAGGAGCUUUUGGUCUUGCUCUAAAAGUAGCCACUCCACCUCCAGGGGCACCAAGUAGUCCGAAAGAUCCAUCAAGUGAAUUGGUCAGACAUUUCUUGAUAGAACCAACUUCAAAAGGUGUCCGAUUGAAGGGAUGUGCUAAUGAACCAGUAUUCAGCUCACUUUCUGCGCUGGUUUAUCAGCAUAGUCUGAUGACUAUGGCUCUACCUUGUCAAUUAUUAUUACCAGAGCCUGAAGCUGCUGCUAAAGUUCUUGAUUCUCCGAAUACAAGCAGUACUCAACAGCUAUUAGCUCAAGGCGCAGCUUGCAAUGUUUUAUAUCUAUUUACUAUGGACACUGAGUCUCUCACAGGCCCGCAAGCAAUCAGAAAAACUAUAUCGACUCUUUUUAAGCAAAAUCCUCUACCUACAGCAACGAUAGUCCAUUUCAAAGUUUCCACACAAGGUAUUACUCUAACGGAUAAUGCGAGAAAGCUGUUUUUCAGAAGACACUAUCCAACUACCAACAUCAGCUAUUGUGGGCUGGAUACGGAUGAACGAACGUGGAAUUAUUCCAGUAAUGAUAAUGAAAAACAUUCUAGUGCUCACCGUUGCUUCGGGUUCGUUGCAAGAAAACCUGCCCACAAAUCAGAUAAUCAAUGCCACGUAUUUGCUGAACUUGAACCCGGUCAACCGGCAACAGCGAUCGUCAAUUUUGUGAAUAAAGUAAUAAUGGAAAGUUCAACAACCAAAGCAAACAUUGUUUAAGCCUUAGAGUCAGCAAUUAACAAACUGGAUAAAUAUGAAAUAUUUAUCCUUAGAAAUGAUCAAAAACAAAGAAAAUAUAAAAGACGAACGACAGAAAUCAAAGUUCAUAUAUUUUUCUCUCGAGAAAAAUAAUAUGUGAAAAUAAUCAAAAUUCUCAUGUGCCCUAUUCAUACCUCGUAAACGAGGCCUUAAUUAUAAAUAUUAAUGAACUAAUAUUGAAAUUAAUUGAUUAAGUAAUUGAUAAAAUUACUACGACUAAGGAGCUUAAUUUACAAAGUAUCCGUCGUUAAAAGUAUCUUCCAAGAUGAUUUUUUUUUUUUAAAAAAUAGAUUUAAAAUUUUAUGUUUAAUAAAUGUAAUAUAAGUAAUUAAGACAAUUAAGGCCGCUAAUAAAUGAUCGUAAAUAUAAAAUAUCUGCAUCAAAUAAUAUUUCGAGGUUAAAAUAAAUGUUAAAUAAUUCAAAGUAUAUUCAAAAGAGUUUAUACAAUGGGACUUUAAUUUAUUCAUCAAAGUUAAUUAAUUAAUCAUCAAGAUAAGAGAUAUUCAUAAGAUGUAAUUACAGCAAUUUAAUCUUGAAGUUUAUUUUUUCGUUAAUAUCUAAUAAAUUAUUGAAAAUGCCUUAAAAUUAUUCAAUACAAUAAUAAUAAUAAUAAUUUUAAUUAAAAGCCUCUUAAUUAUAUUUUGUGAAAUACUUGAAGAAAAUAUAAAAUUGUUAUCUAUAGAAUACGUAAUGCAGUGAAACUUUUUUUUUAUAAAAAUGUUACGCUUGGAAAUAACACUUUUACUUAUUUCUUUAUAAACUCAUAAGUUCCGAUGAAUAAUUUUGCGAGUAUCAUGAUUUAUUUUAUAUCUAUUUACAGAUCUAUAAUAAUAAUAAAUAGUGAAUAUAUGUCAUGAAUGUAAAUAAUAUAAUUUCUCAUCAAAAUAAUAAGAUUUAAUUAUUUAGAUUAUUAUCAUUUUGAUGUUUUUAAUUAGUAAAUAUUUUAGCUGUAACAAAUUAAAAUUAAAUUAUUUCAUGGUUAAAUUUUAGUUUAAAAAAAUAAUUUUAGUUAUAAUGAGCAUUAAGAAUGGUCUAAAUACCCAGUUCUUUUCACCAAAUAAAAUCUACAUUAUUAAUAGAGAGUGAAAUUAACAUUAAUUAUUGUUAAUGAAAAUUUGUAAUUAUUAUUAGUUAGCGAUAACUAUCAGUGAACGAUCCAUAUAGAUAAUAAAUGUAUGCAAUAAUGGUAGUAGAAAAAGAAUUAAUAGACUGCAAAUUACAAGAUAUUUUCUUGUAAUUAUAUAUGAAUGGUAGCUCAUAACAAACACCAAGAAAUAGAAAAUGUUAAUAAAAUACAAUGUUGAAAAUUUAGAAUUUACAAA
Messenger RNA from Chelonus insularis, 6289 nucleotides. It is a transcript of the gene by, whose product is annotated as blistery. Bases 885 to 4928 code for a protein of 1347 amino acids. The transcript has 18 exons. Lineage: Eukaryota; Metazoa; Arthropoda; Insecta; Hymenoptera; Braconidae. The record is from RefSeq and is a predicted model, not a curated record. Gene Ontology annotation, cellular component: focal adhesion. Gene Ontology annotation, molecular function: protein binding.